Camellia sinensis is the source of this 681-nucleotide messenger RNA. The record is from RefSeq and is a predicted model, not a curated record. Lineage: Eukaryota; Viridiplantae; Streptophyta; Magnoliopsida; Ericales; Theaceae.
AUGAUCACCGUUGGAUUUGAUCGUGUGGACGAUGAUCUCUGGUGGGAAGACUUCUUUCCUGAAUGGAUUGAUGAAGAGGAAAAGUGGUCUUCACCAACGUGCCCAGAAAUCCCAAUGCCGCGGUUCGAGGAGUACGGUGAGAUGGACGUGGUUGUAGCUAGGGUUCCAUGUGUUAGGAAUGUGUUUAGAUUACAAGUUAAUCUAAUGGUUGCUAAUUUGUUGGUGAGGAGUGGGUGGGAAAAUAAUCAGGAUCGGACGGUGUAUGCUGUGUUUAUCGGUUCAUGUGGGCCCAUGUGGGAGAUUUUUAGAUGUGAUGACUUGUUAUGGAAUGAAGGGGAGUAUCGGGUGUAUAAGCCUGAUUUGAGAAGAUUAAAACAGAAGGUGAUUAUGCCUAUUGGUUCAUGUCAGCUUGCUCCUCCUUAUGCUGAGCCAGUUGUUGAUGUUGGUAUGAAACAUGCAAGGAAAGCGAAGAUGGAGAGGGAUGGCUCUUUGGGUUAUAGUUGUACAAAGUAUAAAAAGGAAGGAAUUUUGUGUUCUCACUCUUUGAAGGUUAUAAGAGACGUAUUGAGGAUGAUAGAGAUUCCUUCACAAUACAUUGCUAAGAGGUGGACCAAACAAGCAAGAGCUGAAACUGUGAAAGACCUUACGGGGAAUGACAUUCAAGUUGAUGUAAAAUUCUAA